Thlaspi arvense is the source of this 1758-nucleotide messenger RNA. The record is from the annotation of a GenBank genome assembly. Lineage: Eukaryota; Viridiplantae; Streptophyta; Magnoliopsida; Brassicales; Brassicaceae.
GGUAACGGUAAUAUGCAACUAUACAUAGGGAAUUUGAUUUCUUAUUCUUUUGGACAUAAAUAUUAAUGGUACCACCAAAAGGAAUUUUGAAAAUUAAAUUGGCAUGUGGCACAGAGGAUCAUAAGAAACGCAGUAGACCACACCAACGAACUCAAAUUAAAAAGCCCAAAUCUCAAAGCUCUCCGAAUCCGCAGAUUCUGCUUCAGCUUUGUGUUUAUAGAAAGAGAGAUUUGUCACUUUGAUUGAGUGUCUCUCACUCAUUCUCUCUGACGCUCGAAACAAGCGGAAGGACGAAGAAGAGAGAGUUUAAUGCGAAUCUACAGAUCCUCCUCCCUAAUUUCUCGCUGGUUGUAACGGACAUAUUUAAGCGUCCAUUUGAGCUAUGGAGUUUCUGUGAUCGGAGUCUGCAUUUUCAAGGACCAAACAUACAAAUCGAAUUUACAGAGACUCGUAGCUGUUUUGCGACCGAAUUUUUUAGGGUUCGUCGUGUACUGAAGGGGGAGAUGCUGACGUGUAUAGCGUGUACGAAGCAGCUAAACGCCAACAAUGGCGGAUCUACUCACGAGAGGCAUCAAGAAGGUGAAGAAAUUGGGACGCCCAGAACUAAACAGGCGACUAAAUCGCUGACAUCGCAGCUAAAAGACAUAGCAGUAAAGGCUUCAGGAGCGUACAAAAACUGCAAACCGUGUUCUGGGACAUCAAACCGGAAUCAGAACCGAGACUAUGCUGAUUCAGAUGCUGCUUCGGACUCUGGAAGGUUCCAUUAUGCAUACCAGAGAGCUGGGACUCCAAAGAUUUGGGGGAAGGAGAUGGAGUCCAGGUUAAAAGGGCUCUCGAGUGAAGAAGGCACACCUACGUCCAUGAGCGGUCGGACAGAAUCCAUAGUGUUCAUGGAGGAGGACGAGCUCAAAGAAUGGGUUGCGCAAGUGGAACCUGGUGUUCUCAUCACGCUUGUGUCAUUGCCUCAGGGAGGGAAUGAUCUAAAGAGGAUACGGUUCAGUCGUGAGAUGUUUAAUAAAUGGCAAGCUCAGAGAUGGUGGUCGGAGAAUUACGAGAAGGUCAUGGAGCUAUACAACGUGCGGCAGUGCAAUCAGGAGACCGUGCCACUCCCUACUCCUCCGGUUUCGGAUAAUGGGGGAUCGCGAAUACAGUCGAGUAAGGACAGUCCUGUAACUCCACCUCUGAGCAAAGAGCAACCUAGAGGAAUGGGAUAUUCCUCGUCUGAAUGUUACGACUCUGCUGGUCUUGCUUCAACACCAAAGCUCUCGAGCAUCAGCGGAACCAAGACUGAGGCAUCAUCUGUUGACGGUUCUGCUAGAAGUAGCUCAGUAGAUGGAUCCGAGGAGGUCUCAGUGAGCAACGCAAGCGACAUGGAAACAGAAUGGGUAGAACAAGACGAGCCUGGUGUCAACAUUACAAUCAGAGCUUUACCAGAUGGUAAUCGCCAGCUUAGACGCGUUCGGUUCAGCCGAGACAAGUUUGAGGAAACACAUGCGAGGUUGUGGUGGGAACAGAACAGAGCUAGGAUACAACAGCAGUACUUGUGAGGUGAUAGAUCUACUAAGUGGAGCUACAAGACAAAGAACAACAAAAGACUUUUUUAUUAUUUUAGUUUUUAACUUCAACAAAAGCUAAACAAAGACUUCCCUCUCAGCUUAGGUGGGUAUAUCGAUUGUUCAGGAUUUCAAUUCUGAUUUGAUAAUUUUGUGGAAUAAUACCAUAAUGAUUAUGCUAUUUAAUUAAUUUUUUCAGAGGGCA